Molecule: messenger RNA, 501 nt
Organism: Closterium sp. NIES-65
Lineage: Eukaryota; Viridiplantae; Streptophyta; Zygnematophyceae; Desmidiales; Closteriaceae
Source: the annotation of a GenBank genome assembly
AUGGAUCUGGACCAUUUCGGAGGAACCUUCGGAGGAAAUCGCAAGCCCACCCCGUUCAUGUGCCUCAUUCUCAAGAUGCUUCAGAUUCAACCCGAGAAGGAGAUCGUGGUCGAGUUUAUAAAGAACUCAGAUUACAAGUACGUUCGCCUGCUUGGAGCGUUUUACCUGCGGCUGGUGGGCAAGCCAAUGGAUGUGUACCAGUACCUAGAGCCGCUGUACAACGAUUAUCGGAAAGUGCGGAGAAAACUGGAGAGUGGAAUGUUUGUGUUGUCGCACGUGGACGAGUUCAUACAGGAGCUUCUCACGCUCGACUCCAGCUGCGACAUCACCUCACCUCCCUGCUCCCCCAUCACCGCCCGCUCGCCCCCUUCCACCCUUUAUUUCCCCCUAGUGUUUGUGUUGUCGCAUGUGGACGAGUUCAUAGAGGAGCUUCUCACGCUCGACUCCAGCUGCGACAUCGCAUUGCCUCGCAUACCUCGCAGGUAUGAGGCUUGCUUUUGA